AUGAGACGAGGUUCAUCGAAUCAGUAUGAAUUAGAUAAUAGCCAGGAUAGGCUUCACAUAGGGGGUAAAAUGCCCUUGCUCUCCGAGGUGGACGAAGAAAGUUUAGCACAAUCGAAUGGAGUUGGAACGACUCCAGGGUUUUCUAGGCGUCAGGUACCGCCUACCCUACCUCACCCGCCUUUAAAUUUGACUCCUCAACAAUUAAAGAGACGUCAUAUAAUAGCGGCAAUUGUACAUAGUGAAAAUUCUUACGUUGCGACUCUUCAAAGGCUUGUAAAUGAUUAUAAAAAACCUCUCGAAGAAUCAUCUCCGGCAAUUCUUUCGUCUAGUAAAAUCUCCACGCUCUUUUUGAGACUUCCUGAAAUUUUACAAUGUCACACGUUGUUUCGCAUAGCACUCGCAGAAGCCAUAAGAACGUGGGACAAAGACGAACGGAUCGGAGAUGUUUUCGUCGCAUCUUUUUCCAAAAGCAUAGUUUUAGACGUUUAUUCGGGUUUUAUAAAUAAUUUUUCCGUAGCCAUGGAUUUAGCUAAAACUGAAGCUAAAAGAAAAAGUGCAUUAGCUGAUUUUUUAAAGGUGAAACAGAUUAGUUCGCAUGACAGACUCUCUUUUUUCGGUUUGAUGGUAAAACCGGUACAAAGAUUUCCACAAUUUAUUUUGUUUUUACAAGACUUACUUAAACACACGCCGCAAGGUCAUCACGACAGAAUGUCUUUGCAGUUGGCUUUAACACAAUUGGAAUCCUUGGCGGAAAUGUUGAACGAAAGAAAACGAGAGUCUGAACAAUUCCAGGCUUUUAAAGAAAUGUUGCGUCACGUUUCGGGAAAAUUUGCACGUCCAUCACUAUCCGACUCUGACAGAUAUCUACUUAGGGAAGAUAACGUCACGCAAUUAGAAUUUAAUCAAAAUGGAGUGGUGACGAAAACGAAAAAUAGAAGAUUAUUACUUCUUAACGAUCUCCUAGUCUGUGUUAGUGUUGCUCCUAAAUCCGCGGAUGAUUUUAGCAGUAGCGAACGUUUAACACUAAAGUGGUCCCAUCCUGUGACUGAUAUAGAGAUUCAAGACACAAGUGCGUCGCCUACGCUAAGCAGAUUAUUAACAGCCGGUUUAAAUAGGUCGGGAAGUCUGAAAAAAGAAUCAACCGCUGAUGGUGGAACGAAUCAUCAACCCGUGGAUAGCAUUUGUCAAGAAAUGGCGGAUUUAAUGCACGAUUACGAAGUACUUAGUAGAAUUACCGAAUGGGUUGGAACUUUGCGCGGAAACUAUAAAGCGCUUACAGUGGAUUCAAUGAAAAAUUUACUCCACGAUAUUCAAGCGGAAAUUCAAAAGAAGGACGAAGUCAUGUCUUGGGUUGAUUCUUGUUGCCUUCAGAUUACGUUGAAGAGUAAAAAUAAAGAAGAGACGGUUACGUUUCAAACGGAUAAUCCAUCUGUUAAAAAAGAAUGGAUUACCGAAUUAAGGUUGGCACAAUUAGCUUUGGACAUAAAUAAUUCACCUGCAUGGGAAAUACCUGAGGAGGAACAAAGGCCGAGCACGAAAAUGCCAUUAUUUGUUAAAGCACAAAGUGUUUACUCAUCUAAACACCAAACCGAGGUUCAGAGUGGUUGUUUUUACACGGUGGCCAUUAAUAAACCCUCUGCUCGUCACAGGAGAUUACGUCAUCAAAAUUAUUUAUGGGUUUGCACAUCUGACGGUGUGAGUUCUCACAUAUCAAUAUUGGCACAACAGGCACAUCAAGCGAGUCAAUUGAAAAACGUACAAGCUUUCGAUUUAGUUGAAACACGUGUGACGUGUAUGGAAUUCGUUAAGGGAGUCGAUGGACCGGGUUUGGAAAGUGAUUUGGUUUGGAUGGGAACAAACAGUUGUCGAAUAUUGAUUUAUUCUGCGGGCGAACCGGAAAAGGAAGAAGAGAUAGCAACGUUUACAGUCGCCGCGGUACCCGUGCAAAUCCGCUAUCACAGCAAUAGCGUUUUUGUCGCUUCCGCAAAUGGAAAUCUAAUAAUUUACCAAAGAAACGAUAGCGGAGGUUGGCCUACUACUCCUAAUCUCACAAUUAAUUUAGGAUCUGAUCCCGUAUCGAGUCUGCUCCCUAUAAAUACGUCACUGUAUGCCGCCUGUGGGAAAAAAGUUUCCGUUCAUUGUAUUUUCACGGGUGAAAUUCAGAAAAGUUUUAGCGUUUUACACGAUCAAGUCGGAAAUGUAAAUUUAAUGGCUCAUUCAGGUGUGGGCCUUUGGAUUUCUUUAAAAAAUUCUUCCACCAUUUGUCUUUACCACACGGAAACUUUUAAACAUUUGCAAGAUAUAAACAUAGCGAACAACGUUCUCAGAGUGACGACUCUCAUAUCCGUCACGUCUUUGAUGGCGUGCAAAGGACUUUUAUGGGUCGGUACAAACGUUGGCAUUGCUUUGACCAUUCCGCUCCCGCGACUCGAGGGUGUUCCGAUCAUUUCCGGACGCGUCAACAUAUCUUAUCACGCUCACUUUGGUGCCAUAUCCUUUUUACUGGCUCUUCAGCCUAAAAGUUACAUAUGCGUGGGUAAAAAGAAUUCGGAUGAGAAAAAAUUAUCGGUUGAUAAAUCGAAGCAACAGGUGGACAGGACGACGACGACGACGGCAUCGCCGAUAAUGUUGAGAAAGAAAAAAGCCGUUAAAGAAAGCGAAAACCUACGAAGGAUGAGCAAAACUUUACCACGUGGAAUUUUCUCGUCGAGUUCGAGUUCUCAGAGCAGCAACGAAGCCUGCGACGUGUACGGACUAUAUGGAGAAUUGAUGAACUGUAAAGAUUUCGAAAACGAGGAAGCCGCGAACACGGAUCCCAUUUACGAAAGUCUGAGGAGGAGCGAUCCGGAUUUAUCGGCUUUGCCGGGUAAAAUAAGCACAUUGGACAGGAGGUUAAAAUUGAAAACGUCGAGGCCCAGGAGUUUAGAUUUAUCCAAUUGGAGCGUGGAAUCUCACACUUCGAGUGUAUAUACGUCGUCGGGAAGUGAAGAAUGUGUUCAAAAGCAAAGAUCCGAGUUAAAUAGAACGAAUUCGAAUAAUGAAGGGAAAACGGUUAAAAAUAAAGAUUUAAAACGUUCCGGAUCGACGGGAGCUCUUCCGAACGUGACAUUCGAUCAAGAAUUAAUUAAAUGUAGACGUACUGUUGCCAAAAAGGAUGAAAAAAAUAAAGAAGGCGAAGAAGAAGAGGAAGAAGGUAGAGAAGGAGGAGGAGGAGGAGGAGGAGAAGGUGAAGAAAUGAAAAAGAAGAAAAAUGAAGCCAAAGUCGAAAGGUGCAAAACUUUAAGCAAAUGUAAAACAAUGAAAGGAACCGCCGCGGAUUGUGGGAGGCGAACAAUCAUUACUUUAAUGGGGGGUCGUGGUUACGUCAAUUGGAGGCAAACGUGUUGUUCGACGGAUAAAUCAAAAUUAUCGACCGUUAAAGAACCCGAUAGUAAUGAUGCACAUAUAGUUAUAUGGGAAAUGAAAUUAUGA
Pediculus humanus corporis (human body louse) is the source of this 3471-nucleotide messenger RNA. RefSeq lists its product as uncharacterized. Bases 1 to 3471 code for a protein of 1156 amino acids. The transcript has 12 exons. Lineage: Eukaryota; Metazoa; Arthropoda; Insecta; Psocodea; Pediculidae. Gene Ontology annotation, biological process: actin cytoskeleton organization; positive regulation of stress fiber assembly. Gene Ontology annotation, molecular function: protein binding; guanyl-nucleotide exchange factor activity. The record is from RefSeq and is a predicted model, not a curated record.